Cuscuta epithymum is the source of this 7857-nucleotide messenger RNA. The record is from the annotation of a GenBank genome assembly. NCBI's taxonomy places the organism in Eukaryota, Viridiplantae, Streptophyta, Magnoliopsida, Solanales, Convolvulaceae.
AUUUUGGACCCCAAAUUUAAUGGGAUCAAUUGGGAACCACUCCACAUGAUAUUAGUACCUGCAAAACAAAUAAAAAUGGGUUAGAAGACCUACCUUGGCCGGCCAUAAUGGAGGGGAGCUGCACAUGACUUGAUAGGAAUCAAAGCUUGGGCCACCAUCCUUAUUUUCGCACAAAUUGGUGUGCUGUUUGUCUCCUCUCAUUACAGAAGCUAUACUCGACCAAACAACGUGAAUAAUAUGUCCUUGGAUAGCCUUUGAAGUCUAUUAUCUCAAUUGAGUGGUCUUUGUUCGAGGAGAGAAGGCUUAUCUUACCAAAAUCGAUCUGGAACGAGCAGAGGUCUGUGAACUCGAGCUGUGAGAGUGCUGAUACUGUUUGGUCGAUAUCUCGAGUUUUACAAAUCCAAUUAAGGCGUGUGAGAUACCCACAGAAAGCUCUCAAGACGAGGAAUCCGUGAAGGUCUGGUUUGCAGGAAUCGGAGUUGUGGAAGGCUUCCAAAUCGUCCGAGCAAAACACAACCUCGCAGGAGAGGAUUUAAUCUUCUAAAGGAAACGAGUUGACCGGGAAACACCCGUUCUAGGGGCUGUUUUCGUAUCAACGAUUAAGGGUUGAACUAGCACUUUGAGGAGGCUGUUUAACACUCAUAUUUGAGCAAGGAAUCAGUUCCAAAUCCACCUUGACCAAAGCUUUGACCAUUGGACCAAGAAGGGAAAGUUUAAAGCUCAAUUGAGGUUGAGGCUAGAGCUUGCUUCCUGUGCUCGUUGCCCGAGUGAUUUCCCCGGAGAGAAGACUUGAAAUGGACCGUGGUGGCAAGGUAACUAGGAGGAACCCUUUGGGCCAUGCACCCGAGGAGACUAGGCAAGGCAGUCGUAGGACCUCUAGGGCAUCUAGAGGAGCGGGCCGUGGAGGCCAAUCACGGACCGUGAGUGACGGUCAUGUGAGCACCGAAAGUGACAGCUACUGGUCCUAUGAGGACUCGACCUAUCGACCGGAAACAGAACCGGUUGAAACCCCUUAUGAAGGGGAUGAUGAUGAUGUAAGUGAUGAGGAGGAAAAUGGCUCCUUGGCACGGAUUGAGGCGCUACUCCAACAGUAUCACCGUGAGCGUGAAGAGAGGAGGGAACGCCGAAGGCGCCGGGCUGGGCAACCUUCGGGCAUGGCUUCAAGAGGAGGAAGUCAUGGUGCAUCUAGAGUCCAUGUGGAACCACAUGGAGGCCAAAAUGAUGGAGGUCCAAUCAUAAGGAUCUCCAAAUACAUCAAAGAGGCACGAGACUUGGGGUGCAAACCGUUUGAUGGGACGGGUGACAUCUCCGUUUCGGCACAAUGGAUUAAGCGGCUGAAUGAGGCAGCCCUGGACAUGCAACUCACCCCCGAAUAUAAACUAAGGGUUGCGGUGAGAUUGCUUGAAGGUAUGGCAUCCAAGUGGUGGGAUGGGACCAAAGGCAAAUAUGGCGAGACCGUCACUUGGGAGAAUUUCUGACAGGAAUUCUUUGCCCAAUAUUACUCGGAUUUUGAGGUAAACAAGAAAGUGAGGGAAUACACCCUUCUAACCCAAGGGGGUAACAUGACGGUGAGGGAACUUGAGUACAAGUUCAGGGAUCUUGCCGAUUACAUACCUGAGUACGCUUGUGACGAGAACCGGAUGGUGAACCACUUCUGGGAUGCCCUAGACUUGGAGAUACGUGACAGGGCAACACAAUUGCCUAACAUGACGUUUGCCCAAGUGGUUGACCAAGGGUUGAAAGGAGAGAAGCAAUGGGAAGAAAGGAAGAAGAGAGACGCCGAGGAGGCGAAAAAGAGAAAGUGGGAGAGUCAUGGCUCCCUAGGUUCCAACAAAAAGGGUAACCACGGAGGAGGAUCUUUCCGGGCACCACCGCCACCAUAUAGGGGGAACCAAGGCCCGAGUGGGCAAGGCGCGAGGUCACAAACCUCAGUGGUAGCUCGUUGCAACAAUUGCAAGAAGAACCACUCCGGUAAAUGUCGCGACCCCCCCUAGAUGUUUUCAAUGCGGGGAUGCCGGGCAUUUGAAGGCACAUUGCCCACAAUUGAGUGGGGCAAGGACAUCGGGACCGAGUAGCGGUCCGACGGGUACACGGAACCAAACCGGGGCUUCUCAAGCAAGCCGGGGACACGGGGGGGCAAGUACAAGUAACGCACCAUCCGUGAAUCAAGGAAGAACUCAAGCUAGAGUCUAUGCGAUGACGGAGGCGGAUGCCCAAGCGAACCCGGAUUCCGUUGCAGGUAUUUAUCUCAUUAAAAUGUGGUAAAUUUGCCGUACUUAUGUGUACACACCUUUGGGAUUAAGCCCCGAACGCUUUAAGAUCAAAAUGGGCAUGUUUGAGAUUAAAAUGUGCAAAAAAGGGGGGCAACCGGCGCCGGACUUCGCAUAACCGGCGCCGGAGAGAGCGAUGAGGCGGGCCUGUUUGGAACCGGCUCUCUCCAACCGGCGCAUAACCGGGGCAGAUUUCCAGCCAACCGGCGCCGGCCACUGGCCAACCGGCGCCGGACAUGCCCUGGGAUGAGCCUGUGUCCGACCGGCUCCCCAUAACCGGCGCUCACAGCCUGCGACACCACCCAACCGGCGCCGGACCUUCCCUGGAGCGAGCCUGUGUGGAACCGGCCCACUAUGACUGGUGCAGCUGGGACGUUUAACCCGGGCAACCGGCGCCGGUCAGGCCCGAACCGGCGCCGGUCCGAAGCUGUUUUCGUCCAAAAAUUUUCCGUAUCAAAACGGGGCCCACCCUGUUUGAAUGGUAAAUGCACCCUAACCCUAAAUAAAGUUUAGAAAUGUUAGGAAUGGUGUCUUACAUGGCUUAUAAAUGUAGGAACAUUAAAGAUUAAUGGGAAGGAUGCACGAAUUCUUAUCGAUACCGGAGCGCAACGUUCAUUCGUGAGUGAGGCGUUCGCCGAGGAUUUAGGGAUACAAUCAAUCCCAAUGACACAAACUCUAGUGGUAUCAACACCACUAGGGGAUGACAUUGAAAGAGCUACUUACUAUCCAUCUUGUGAGGUGGAAAUCGAUGGCCAAACCUUGACGUGUGAUUUCGUACCGCUGAGUAUGAUGGAGUUCGAUGCAAUCCUAGGGAUGGAUUGGCUAGAAAAGCAUCAUGCUAGGGUAGAUUGCUACACGAAGGUUUUGGAACUCGAAGGCAAUGAUGGGGACACCCUACGCUUCGAGGGGGAUCGAGGCAAAUCAAACAGUUGUAUCAUAUCCGCUGUGAGAGCGAGAAGUAUGAUAAGAAAGGGGUGUCACGCAUAUCUAGCAUACGUGGUUGACAAAACCAAGGAGGAAACAAACAUCGACGACGUGAGGGUGGUUUGUAAGUAUCCGGAUGUCUUUCCUAAAGACCUACCGGGGCUUCCACCUGAUAGGGAGAUUGAAUUUGCGAUCGAGGUCGAGCCUGGUACCAAACCAAUCUCCAUACCGCCAUACCGUAUGGCACCCGCUGAACUUAACGAGUUGAAAACCCAAUUGCAAGAGCUUUUAGAUAAUGGUUUCAUUAGACCAAGCCACUCCCCGUGGGGAGCACCAGUUCUUUUUGUGAAAAAGAAAGAUGGGACACUCCGAAUGUGCAUUGACUAUCGUCAACUGAACAAGGUCACAAUCAAGAAUAGGUAUCCUUUGCCUAGGAUUGAUGACUUAUUUGAUCAACUACGAGGGGCAACCGUGUUUUCAAAGAUUGACUUGAGGUCGGGGUACCACCAAUUGAAGAUUAAGGAGGAUGACAUACCAAAGAGUGCUUUCCGCACAAGGUAUGGGCAUUUUGAAUUCCUUGUUAUGUCGUUUGGGUUAACAAACGCCCCGGCGGCAUUCAUGGACUUGAUGAACCGAGUAUUUCAUAAAUACUUGGACCGAUUCGUGAUUGUGUUCAUAGAUGACAUCUUGAUUUACUCAAGGAGUGAAGAAGAGCAUGAAGAGCAUUUGAUACUUGUUCUUGAGACACUACGGGAGAAGCAACUCUAUGCCAAAUUUUCUAAAUGUGAAUUUUGGCUAAAGGAGAUUGGCUUCCUCGGGCACGUGGUUUCGGGAUCGGGAAUUGCUGUUGAUAACAAGAAGAUAGAAGCCAUUACCGAAUGGGAGAGGCCAAAGAACGUCAAGGAAAUUCGUAGUUUCCUGGGAUUGGCAGGCUACUACAGGAAGUUCGUGGAGAAGUUCUCUGUUUUGGCAUCACCAUUGACGAAGCUCACUCGUAAAGGAGCUAAGUUUGUAUGGGAUGACAAAUGUGAGAAGGGGUUCAUGGAACUAAAGAAACGAUUGACCGAGGCACCGGUACUUGCAUUACCCAAACAGGGUGUGGGGUACGAUGUCUAUAGCGAUGCGAGCAUCCAAGGGCUUGGGUGUGUACUGAUGCAGAAUGGGAGGGUAAUCGCCUAUGCUUCACGACAGUUGAAGAAGCAUGAGGUGAAUUAUCCUACUCAUGAUUUGGAGCUGGGGGCAGUGGUGUUUGCACUGAAGAUAUGGAGACAUUAUCUCUACGGGGAGACAUGUCACAUAUACACUGAUCACAAAAGCUUGAAAUACGUGUUUACUCAGAAAGAGCUAAACAUGAGACAGAGACGGCGGAUGGAGUUGAUAAAAGACUACCAUCUAGUGAUAGAGUAUCACCCCGGCAAGGCAAACGUGGUAGCAGAUGCUUUGAGCCGGAAGAGCUCGUCUGGGGCAUUGCUAGCUAAUUUGAGGGCAUUAAGAGCCCAAUUGGAGGUAUCCAGCGAUGGUGCCUUAUUGGCACGAUUUGAGGUGAGACCUACCUUACUUGAUGAGAUCAAGAAGGGUCAGGAAACUGGCGAAGAAAUUAUGAAGAUCCGGGAACGCAUGCAAGCGGGACCGGUGGAGGACUUCAGAGAAAGAGAUGACGGUCUCUUAUUAUUUCGUGACCGAGUGUGUGUACCGGCGGAUGAUGAGCUCCGAAAGUCCAUCUUAGAGGAGGCUCAUUCAUCGGCUUAUGCCAUGCACCCGGGGGGCACGAAAAUGUACCGUGAUUUGAAAGAAAGUUACCGGUGGUCUGGAAUGAAGAGGGAAAUAGCCGAGUACAUCAGUCGAUGCCUUACUUGCCAACAAGUUAAGGCAGAACAUCAGCAUCCAGCAGGCUUGUUACAACCACUUUCCAUUCCUGAGUGGAAGUGGGAACAUGUGACUAUGGAUUUCGUGGUAGGUUUACCACGGACGAUUCGGAACUAUGAUGCAGUUUGGGUUGUUGUGGAUAGGCUCACGAAGAGUGCACACUUUUUGCCUAUCAAUACUACCUACCCACUUGAGAGGUUAGCCAAAUUAUAUACGGAUGAGAUUGUGAGGCUGCAUGGGGUCCCAGUGACCAUUGUAUCCGAUAGAGACCCACGAUUCACAUCACGUUUUUGGCCGAAAUUUCAGGAGUCUAUGGGAACAAGGUUGAAGUUCAGUACUGCUUUCCACCCACAGACGGAUGGACAGUCUGAAAGAGUCAUACAGAUCUUGGAAGACAUGUUGAGGGCUUGUGCAUUGGAGUUCCAAGGAAGUUGGGACAACCACUUAGCACUUGUGGAGUUUGCUUAUAACAACAGUUAUCAGGCAAGCAUCGGCAUGCCUCCAUACGAGGCAUUGUAUGGGAGGAGGUGUCGUACACCGUUAUGCUGGGACGAGGUUGGCAUGGCCAAACUCGAGGGUACUGAGUUGGUUGAGGUCACCAAAUCAAAGGUGAAAUUGAUUCGAGAGAGACUCAAAGCGGCUCAGGAUAGGCAAAAGAGUUAUGCAGAUAAGCGUCGAAGAACCUUAGAGUUUAAGGUUGAUGACGAGGUAUUCUUGAAAGUUUCUCCUUGGAAAGGAAUCAUUCGAUUUCAAACCCGAGGGAAGCUUAACCCACGGUACAUAGGUCCAUUCAGAAUUAUAGAGAGGAUUGGGGCUGUUGCAUAUCGUCUACAGUUGACUCCUGAGUUAGAGAAGAUACAUAAUGUGUUUCACGUAUCCAUGCUUAAGAAGUAUGUGCAUGAUCCCUCUCACGUAUUGGAGAAGCCACCUGUAGAGGUACGUGAGGAUUUGAACUACUCCGUUCAACCUAUCAAGGUCACCGAUAGAAAGGUGAAGAAACUGAGGAGCAAGGAAGUCCCAAUGGUUAAAGUCCUGUGGAAGAGCGAUCGGGUCGAAGAAGAGACAUGGGAAACAGAGGCUUUGAUGAGGAAGCAGUAUGCUUUCCUAUUCGAGUAGAGCUGUGAAUUUCGGGGACGAAAUUCCUGUUAAGGGGGGGUGAACUUGUGACACCGCACCCGAAUGUCCUUGGAAAUUUGAUUUGAAUAUUCAUAGCUUAUGUAUUGGAUUUCCGAUUCCCAAACAUUUUGUAAAACGAUCAAUGUUCUACGUAGUGCAUGGUUGAAUAUCGUACUGUUCAAACUCGUACAUUAGUGUCGGGUUUCGCAAAUACUUACUCGGGACUUAUUAAUAAAUAAAAAAGCCCAACAUUACCUAAAUAGUGAAAGAAUGAUUAAAGGAGAAUACAAAUGUCUAUAACCCCAUCUUUGGCAUUAUUGAGCUAAAUAAUGGGAGUAGGAUUUUCCUUCUAAAAUAUCCAUCAAGUAAAUUAUUGGGAUGAGCCUACACAUAUUGGAGAUCAAUAAUGUGAUUUAGGAAGUUGACUUGUUCUAAAUAAAUUAGGAUGAGUACAAAAAGACAUCUUUGACAAAGAUAAAACAAUAGGACCCAUCUUCCCAUUUUUGGAAGUAUUGGUAGAUAUUUUGGACCCCAAAUUUAAUGGGAUCAAUUGGGAACCACUCCACAUGAUAUUAGUACCUGCAAAACAAAUAAAAAUGGGUUAGAAGACCUACCUUGGCCGGCCAUAAUGGAGGGGAGCUGCACAUGACUUGAUAGGAAUCAAAGCUUGGGCCACCAUCCUUAUUUUCGCACAAAUUGGUGUGCUGUUUGUCUCCUCUCAUUACAGAAGCUAUACUCGACCAAACAACGUGAAUAAUAUGUCCUUGGAUAGCCUUUGAAGUCUAUUAUCUCAAUUGAGUGGUCUUUGUUCGAGGAGAGAAGGCUUAUCUUACCAAAAUCGAUCUGGAACGAGCAGAGGUCUGUGAACUCGAGCUGUGAGAGUGCGGAUACUGUUUGGUCGAUAUCUCGAGUUUUACAAAUCCAAUUAAGGCGUGUGAGAUACCCACAGAAAGCUCUCAAGACGAGGAAUCCGUGAAGGUCUGGUUUGCAGGAAUCGGAGUUGUGGAAGGCUUCCAAAUCGUCCGAGCAAAACACAACCUCGCAGGAGAGGAUUUAAUCUUCUAAAGGAAACGAGUUGACCGGGAAACACCCGUUCUAGGGGCUGUUUUCGUAUCAACGAUUAAGGGUUGAACUAGCACUUUGAGGAGGCUGUUUAACACUCAUAUUUGAGCAAGGAAUCAGUUCCAAAUCCACCUUGACCAAAGCUUUGACCAUUGGACCAAGAAGGGAAAGUUUAAAGCUCAAUUGAGGUUGAGGCUAGAGCUUGCUUCCUGUGCUCGUUGCCCGAGUGAUUUCCCCGGAGAGAAGACUUGGUUCGUGCUUCCUCCAUUCUGUUUUAGAACAUUAAUAAACAUGCUCAUGGAUAUUUUACUUUAGAGCCUGCGUGCUCAUGUUUGCCCUGUGUGGCCCUUUUGUUUUAAACAAUGUUUUCCGCUGCGUAUUCAAUUGUUUAUUAUGUAUGUUUAUGGAUGACUUAUGUGUGAAUGAUAUUCAUGACGCCUUGUAUAAUAUGAAUGUGUUGGACUGCGGUUGACUAUUCGUAUUGUACGGCGGGUUGUUGACGUGUCCGGGGAGGUCCGGGGCGUGACACAUUUGAGGCUGUGGUCCCCUGUGCCAAUUAUGAAUAGAAAAACACUUUCAUUUUUUAGGCAUAAUACACUUAAUGUUGAUCGUAUUCUAA